Cebus imitator (Panamanian white-faced capuchin) is the source of this 4399-nucleotide messenger RNA. RefSeq names its product solute carrier family 7 member 5 (gene SLC7A5). Gene Ontology annotation, molecular function: neutral L-amino acid transmembrane transporter activity; L-amino acid transmembrane transporter activity. Gene Ontology annotation, cellular component: membrane. The record is from RefSeq and is a predicted model, not a curated record. Bases 59 to 1588 code for a protein of 509 amino acids. NCBI's taxonomy places the organism in Eukaryota, Metazoa, Chordata, Mammalia, Primates, Cebidae. The transcript has 10 exons. Gene Ontology annotation, biological process: neutral amino acid transport; amino acid transmembrane transport.
CACACUCCUCGCAGCGCACCGGCGCUCCAGUGUCCCAGGCCCGGCCGGCGCGGAGAGCAUGGCGGGCGCGGGUCCGAAGCGGCGCGCGGUAGCGGCCCCGGCGGCCGAGGAGAAGGAGGAGGCGCGGGAGAAGAUGCUGGCGACCCAGGCUGCGGACGGCGCGGCCCCGGCGGGCGCGGGGGAGGGCGAGGGUGUGACCCUGCAGCGGAGCAUCACGCUGCUCAACGGCGUGGCCAUCAUCGUGGGCACCAUCAUCGGCUCGGGCAUCUUCGUGACGCCCACGGGCGUGCUCAAGGAGGCGGGCUCGCCGGGGCUGGCGCUUGUGGUGUGGGCCGCGUGCGGCGUCUUCUCCAUCGUGGGCGCGCUGUGCUACGCCGAGCUGGGCACCACCAUCUCCAAGUCGGGCGGCGACUACGCCUACAUGCUGGAGGUCUACGGCUCGCUGCCCGCCUUCCUCAAGCUCUGGAUCGAGCUGCUCAUCAUCCGGCCCUCCUCGCAGUACAUCGUGGCCCUCGUCUUCGCCACCUACCUGCUCAAGCCGCUCUUCCCUACCUGCCCGGUGCCCGAGGAGGCUGCCAAGCUCGUGGCCUGCCUCUGCGUCUUGCUGCUCACGGCCGUGAACUGCUACAGCGUGAAGGCCGCCACCCGGGUCCAGGAUGCCUUCGCCGCCGCCAAGCUCCUGGCCCUGGCCCUGAUCAUCCUGCUGGGCUUCGUCCAGAUCGGGAAGGGUGAUGUGUCCAAUCUAGAUCCCAAGUUCUCAUUUGAAGGCACCAAAUUGGAUGUGGGGAACAUUGUGCUGGCUCUAUACAGCGGCCUCUUUGCCUACGGAGGAUGGAAUUACUUGAACUUUGUCACAGAGGAAAUGAUCAACCCCUAUAGAAACCUGCCCCUGGCCAUCAUUAUCUCCCUUCCCAUCGUGACGCUGGUGUACGUGCUGACCAACCUGGCCUACUUCACCACCCUGUCCACCGAGCAGAUGCUGUCAUCGGAGGCCGUGGCUGUGGACUUCGGAAACUAUCACCUGGGUGUCAUGUCCUGGAUCAUCCCCGUCUUCGUGGGCCUGUCCUGCUUCGGCUCAGUCAAUGGGUCCCUGUUCACCUCCUCCAGGCUCUUCUUUGUAGGGUCUCGGGAAGGCCACCUACCCUCCAUCCUCUCCAUGAUCCACCCGCAGCUCCUCACCCCCAUGCCGUCCCUUGUGUUCACGUGCGUGAUGACGCUGCUCUACGCCUUCUCCAAGGACAUCUUCUCUGUCAUCAACUUCUUCAGCUUCUUCAACUGGCUCUGCGUGGCCCUGGCCAUCAUCGGCAUGAUCUGGCUGCGCUACAGAAAGCCCGAACUGGAGCGGCCCAUCAAGGUGAACCUGGCCCUGCCCGUGUUCUUCAUCCUGGCCUGCCUCUUCCUGAUUGCCGUCUCCUUCUGGAAGACCCCUGUGGAGUGUGGCAUCGGCUUCACCAUCAUCCUCAGCGGGCUGCCCGUCUACUUCUUAGGGGUCUGGUGGAAAAACAAGCCCAAGUGGCUUCUCCAGGGCAUCUUCUCCACGACCGUCCUGUGUCAGAAGCUUAUGCAGGUGGUGCCCCAGGAGACAUAGCCCGGAGGCCAGGAGGCUGCGGAGGAGCACACAGAGCCCCGAGCCCACGCCAGUUCCCCGCCGUCCACAGCUCAGCCGCGCACCCAGCGUCCCUCGCUGUCCCUCCCAGGUCAGGCAGCCGAGGCUGCUGUGGAAACUCUGGUACGAAUCUACGAAUCUCGUCCCUCAAGUGAGGUCCGCCUUGGGACCCAGGCGGGGCCUGCGCUCCUGCCAGGAGCGGCUUCUGGGUCCUUUUCCUCCUUUGUUUACUUGUUUUAACUUAAAUUCUGGGUCAAGUCGACACCACUAAGAUGAUGUUUGAAGGGGCUCGGAGGGCAAAAGCCUUCCUGUUUCCCCUUUCUCCCCUUUUUCCUCCCGCACACCAAGUACCAGGGACCAGAUCACUGUCCCUGGGCGAACAGAGCUACUGAGCCGUGGAACCUCAUCGUGACCGCAGACCUGCACUGAUGGCCGGACAGCCGGCCCCACACACACGUGCUUGGCUUCUUCAUUUUUUUAUGGUUAUAAAUGCGGCGACAUUCUUAAAAACCGCCCCAUGGGCUUAUGUCUCUCUGCCUUAAAGACCCAAGAUAGGAGCCUCCCCGCCAGUCCCAGAAGAGACACGGCCACUGCAGAGAGGGUUUGCAGAGCAGAAACUCAGCCAUAGGGCAGCACCAGGGUGGAGCUGCCUGGAGUGGGUCGGGUGGGGGGCCGGGCAAGGUAAAGGAUCCAGGGUGGGUGAUUCCGGGGGUCCUCCCAGGAGGUGCUUCAGGCCUGUUGGACUCCUGAGACACCAUCCUAAGCCGGUGAGCAGCCCUGGGGAGUGGGCGUGCUGGCAUCCCCGCCAGCGCCCACCCUGGGCCCCACGCAGCAAUGUCCCCAGCCUGAGGUUGCCGCUGCCCUCAGGCUCCAAAGUACUGGCCUCUCUGCCACCCAGCACCCCACAGCAGCCCCUUCCGGCUGGGGCUGGGUUCCUGCUCCUGGCCGAGGCACCUCCUCGCCCUUCCUGUCACCCUCACGGCCUGUCCUGGUCCUGGAGACAGUGUCAGGCACGGCUCACCUCUCUGCGGCCUGCAUCCAGAGGCCCCCGGACGCUCACUUGGCCCUCACCCCCUGUGGAGAGGCGGAACUAGCAGCCCGUGUUUUCUUUGUUCCUGUUUCUUCCCUGGGGGAGGCAGCUGAGGCCUGGCCGACUCGGCCCACUUUCCUGAGCUGUCUCUGCCUCUGUGGAAGCAGGAGGGGCCCACAGAACAAGAAUACCGCCCUGCAAGGCUCCUCCUGAGCUCUGAGGGGGCUCUGCCUCCUCAGCCACCUGCUUCUCCCCAGCGCUCAGCUGUGGCUGGAGGAGCAGCCCUGUGGCACAGCCCCAAGUCCCCCAAGCCAGAAGGCCCUGGAGCAGGCUGGACACAGCUUUGCUGACCAGCUUGCUCAAGCCGCCAGCUCUGAGCAAGUGCCCGGUGGAGCCUGCCACCCUCUGCCUGGCACCAACCCCCUCACCAUCCAGUGGGCCCACAGAAACCUGAUGAACAGUUUGGGGUCCUGGGCCAGAUGUCCAUCUCUCCUGCUCAAGGAAUGAAGACCUUUAUUCCAGAGCCCAGGGACCCGUCCAGCCCUGGCACCCUGCUUCCAGCUGUACAUGGACUGGCUGCCAGUGUCUGCUCGUAGGAACUGCAUCUUUUCUGGGGCCCAAGGGAUCAGCCCACUGUCUGGAGGCCGAGGACCGGCAGCAGCAGAUGAACUGACUCUACUGGAUGAGACGACACCAAGUCCCUCCCGACCUGUUGUCCUGGCCGCAGAUAUGGACAGAGCUGGUGUCCAGCCUGCCUGGAGGGCGCUUGUGUGAACCCAGGAGGCAGUGAACGUUGGAGGCAGUCGCGGCCCUCGAGACCGGGGAGGUGCUCCCUGGACGCACCCACCACUGGGAGCGUUCCACUGGGGCCGGCAGGGCCUGUGCGGGUGUCUGCGCUUCCUGCCCCCAGUGGGGGCCUUGGGAUCCCGUUCUGUUGCAGCCUCCUGCUCUGGAGGUGGACAUGCCUUAAGGACGCAGGAGCUAGUGGCCUGCCCAUGAGACACGCUUGCCUGUUGGCUGCUGCGGCCGUGGGCAACAUGGGGGCUGCCCGUGUCUGUGGCGGAAAGUAGCUCCUUAGUGAAAUCACAGCAGCCGCUGGGGUCCCUCUUCACACUGCAGAGUCUCCCAGGCAUCUGGGUUGUGAGGGGGAAGAACUCCACAGAAGGUCAUGGGGGGGUUGUCCAGUCUGAUCCUUGGUGCUGUGUCCCCCAACCCAGCCCAGGGACCCCAAUUCAGAAGGCAAGGGCCGUGUCCGCUCCCCCUCCUGCCGUGCUGGAACUCCGCAGGGGGCCAGGGCCACCACAGGGGCUGUCUCAGAAGACUUCCCUUUUCUCCAUACUCCACCGACAAAUGCCACAGUGGUUUUCGCUCGUGGGUCUCGCGUGUUUUAGAGCACACCCACCAAGACAAGCAACGUUUUCAGUCGUUUCGCCUUUUUUGUGUUGUGCUAACGUCUUACUAAUUUAAGAUGCUGUCGGCACCAUGUUUAUUUAUUUCCAGUGGUCUCGCCCAGCCUUGCUGCUCUGCGUGGCACAGGUGCCACGCCUGCUCCCUGUCUGUGUCCCAGCCACGCAGGGCCAUCCACUGUGACGCCGGCCAAGCAGGCCGGACACCCUCUGCCGAGUAAUGACGUGUGUGGCUGGGAUGUCUUUUAUUUUGUGUUAAUGGCUAACCUGUUACAUUGGGCUGGGCUGGGCAAGGCAUUCUGGCUUUUUUGUGGGGUUUUUGUUUUUAAAGAAACACUCAAUCAUCCUACGACUGAC